Messenger RNA from Fusarium venenatum, 6138 nucleotides. The record is from RefSeq and is a predicted model, not a curated record. Lineage: Eukaryota; Fungi; Ascomycota; Sordariomycetes; Hypocreales; Nectriaceae.
AUGAGAGUGGUGCAAGCCACUGCACUGCUCUCGGUCGCUACCCUCGUUCCAUCUGCUGCUGGGGUUGUUUUGCCUCGAGUAGCCGACUUUGGUCAGCAGAACCCGAGACGCUUUCCUCGUAAUGACACUGUGAUUGCUACUGCCCCAGAUGGGAGUACCACUCGCUUGUCACCAUUGACACAAGCGCCCCAAAUCACAGCAUCGUUACAAGAGAAUGAUAAUUCGUCUUUUUCAAGCCAGAUUUCUCCUGUCGAAAGCUUAGAGGUAGUCACAUUAGAGACAACCUCUAAUUCUUGGAGUGAAACAGUCAAGCUACCCUUAGCUACAGUACUGGACAACGAUUCGACAACUUCGUCGUUAAAGCAACAACCUCCUGCUAGUACUGCGAUAUCAUUGACAGCUGAACAACUGGUUCAUGACUUGGCCAAUUCAUCUACGAGUACUGAAGCUGUUAUAUCAACACAACAACUUCUCGAGUCUUGGUCCUUCUCACAAGUGGUUUCCGGGUUUACCACCUUGACUAAUGGUACUACUUUGCCUUCCUCCCUCAGUCAGAAUCGCGACCAAGACACCUUCCCGGUCGAGACACGGGAUACAAUCCAAGCUUCAAUACACGGGAGGCCACAUCAGGGCUUCGCCCACCCCUUAACCCCAACAGCACUCAACAUUACCAAUCCCCAAUCUCAAACCUGUGGCCCAGGCUUUAAAAAACCGUGCGACUGGAUACCUUCUGCCUCUGCUAGCUCAAGAGGAUGGAACGGCACGCAUACCCCUGGACCUUGGACGUCUGGAACAUUGACGGUGAUAGCACCAACGUCUUUGGAUCCUUGCACGACCUUACAGGAUGACGAGCCAGUCACAGAAUAUUCAAUUGUGUAUACGUCAACAGUGACUUUCUUCGGGAACAUCAGUGAAUACACGCCUCCCUACCCAACAAUCAGUACUCCAAUUUUUUGCGAGACAGAACCUGUUGGUCCAACACUAUCAAAGGAGCCAGGCAAUGUUGGCGGAUCACCACCCUCUUCAACCGAAUUAUCCCCUAAAGAGCCUCCGAAACAAUGCCCGUCAGGUCAAUCUUGCUCUACAGAAAAAGUCCCCGACUGGUCAAACCCUACAGCUGUUCCUGCUCCCGAGGUGCCAGGGCUAACUUUCUCGUCCAUGCGGUCAACGGUCACAUUUAUAACCACGGACAAGAAUCCGGCUGUCGUCUUCACCACAGACCCGCCUCCGCGCUUCGACAGGCCGACAAAGGGAGGCGGAUUACCCAUGAGUAAAAAGCAAAAGCCUGAGCCUACUGAAGGACCGCGCCCAAAUCAAAUACAGUCUUCUGAGGAUCACGGCAAGAUUAUUUCCCAGCCGAAGCCUACGUCAGGAGACCAGCCACAAGGCCAACCUCAGCGUCACCCGCAGCCCGGUUUUGAGCCUGGGUCUGGCUCUAAUCCUGAUGCCGGAUCGCAAUCCGAUUCCAGGCCUGGUUCUGGGUCCAAUUCUGGCUUUCAUUCUGAUUCCAGCUCUGGUCCUGGCUCCGGAUCCGCUCCUGGCUCCGAACCAGAAUCUGUCCCUAUCGCUGUACAAACCAAGACCUUUGUGGUGACAGCUAGGGGUCAGGAAGUCAUCGUUAAUGACAAGACUUUCUCGAGUCUCAAGAUGGAUCAGACUACAACAGUCACUGUCGAUCAUGGUACAUUUACGAUCCGUCCAACAGAAGUCGCUGGCGAAGGAGCAACAGUAAAAAAGCCACAACCUGUUGGAACUGCGGUCUCUGUUCUCAGUCCUACCAGCACAACCCUUGGACGAGUGCCCAUCACUAUUUCGGGAACAUACGCUUUAGUUGGCGGUACCACGCUCAAAAUUCCUCUCAUGGGCACAACUAUGAGACUAGCGAUUCCUACUCAGGGCUCAAAUACCUUGUUGGAUGAGCGGGAAAUCUUCAUUGCGCCUAAUAGAAUUGUGGUAGAUGAUGAAACUCUCAAGUAUCAAGGGGUAGGUGCUCCUCAAACAGAUGUGAUCAUAGAAGGUGGUGAGAUGGUUACUGCAGUUGGGCAAUCAGUCUUUGUCUUCCGGUCGACGACAUUGACUUAUGGGCCGGGUAUCCCCAGUACCACUGAGACGGUCGACGAUGAUGUUGUUAUAGUCGGGUCUGCAGGUGUCGUUAUUGAUGGCAUGACUCUUGGGGGCCCUGAGGCUCAAGCGAGAGAUACAAAGAAUCGAAUUGUCGGUGGGGCGACGAUUACCAAGGUCAAUCCUUCGUAUGUGAUCAUUGAUGAGACGACUUUUACAGCUGGCCCAGGUGCUAAGAACACCACAAAAGAGGCUGGAGGCGAGACUGUUACAAUCGGACCCGGCGGCAUUAUCAUUGGUACAAUAACGGUCAGAUACCCUUUUGGUGUUUCAACUGUUACCACUAUAGAAGCAAAAGCGACAGCAUCUGCAAUGUUGCCUGCAGCUACCGGGACCAAUAAUAAUAACAACGCCAAGGGGGAUAGUAAGGAUGAUGAUGACAGUGGUGCAACUCUUCUGAGGUCUGGGUUAACGAUGGGAAUGACUGGAUUAUGCAUAGCGAGACAGGCGAGUAUGCAUGCUUAUAGACUUCCAGUUCCCUCAACACGAUGCCCUAUUGUGAUUGUCUAUUGGCCCAUCAUCAACACAUCUCGCGUCGGCUCAUUAUCGGCAAAGUGGAAUCUCGGAAACUCGACACGGCUCGCGACUGUGCAGACACCUUGUGCACGGUCAACACCCUUCUCCCCCGAGUUCCAACCCUUCAACUAUAUGCAACAAGAGUCUCUCGAGCAUACAAAUCCUUUGAUUCAACGAGACAACCCUGUUAAAACACCAUCUUCCCAGCAUGGCCCCUUUCACCAUGUCCCGAGCGGCCUUCGCCGAGUCUAUUCAGGAGACUCAAGUGGCGCUGACACAGGCUCUGCACCAGCGCUCCAUCAAGACUCGAGCCAUGACGUCGAUGCCGACUUACUCGAUGAGGAGCUACGUCGAUUGAGUCUAAGACAUCACUCUUCUGUUCAACCUUCUACUCCAGGGCAGCGCAUCUCUGAAUAUGAGAAUGCAAUGACUCCGCCUACUCCAAAGAAAGCACUGGGUUUCAAGGUUAUUAAACGUUUUGAAACACCCUCUGGCGGAGUUCUACUCGAAGAUUUUCCGAAUGAGAUUCUGACACAUGUCUUCUCGCAUCUGCAUUCCGACUCCCAUGCUGCCAUCGCUCUUGUUUCGAAGCGAUUUUAUGCCCUUAUCACCAGCUCCCACGCCUGGCGCAUGGCCUUCCUGCGAUACUUCCCUGGGCACGAAGCACUCGAGGUCAAGAAUCGUGUGGAUAUCUGGUCUGAUAGCUCACACGAUUUGAUCCAGUCCGAGUCUCGAUACUUCACUCGUCUUACACCACUGGCAUCCUGGAGAAAGGAAUACCUUCUUCGCACACGCUUGGUUAGAUGCCUGGCUCGCGGCAAACCAGGUGCAUCCGUGGCCUCAGGUGGUAUUGGCGCAUCUGUUCGCAGCGGAAAGAAAACCAGUGCUGUUUUGACGUACAACUCGAAGCUGCCAUGGGCUGUAACGAAUGUACAUGCUGUCUUUACGAACGGCAAGAAACCGCCAAAGGCUAUACAUGGCGCUGCCGACCUAGGUGUAGCAUCAAUCAGUGAUCCUACCAAUGGACGGGUUGAGAAAUGGGGUUUCGUUGAUCCUUUCAACGCAAUGCAGCUCGAUGAGGUGUUCCCCAACCUUGUGCCCUUCGGCCUGGGAGAGGGUCCCGCGGCCACUCCCAACGUUCUCGAUGUUAGUCAACCAUACGGCGUACUUGCAGGUGAAGGAUUCCCAGGAGGUCGUCCAUACUACCGUCCUAUCGGCGAAAACCGUGGGCGAUACCUUGGAGGGGUUUCUGGUGUUGUUGAUACAUAUCCCGAUAUCCCCAAGAUCCCGGAAAUGUCUGAGGCUAUUUGUAGUGUGUGGUUGGCCAAGUCAGCAAAUGUGCCUACCAACACACAGUCGAUGGUUGGCAUGCUGACUGGUUCUACUCUUGGCGUUGUCACCUCAUAUGCUAUUGGAGGUGAUAAUGGUCCUCAACAUUACCAGUCUGGGGAUGUCACUGCUCGCUGGGUGCUCAGCCCUGGUGUGCCAAUUAUCUCUUUCAAGGUUGAUGAUAAUUACAGCCAGAAACGCAAGUCUACAGGGAGGAUAUGGGCUGUCGCCCUCAACGCUUUGGGCGAAGUCUAUUAUCUGACUGAGACACCGACUGCACAAAACCAAGUCAAGAGCGAGGAUGCCACCAAGAAUGCUUGGUUCGCUGGGCGAUCAGUCUGCUGGCAUCUCUUGGAUUCUACUCGGCGUGUUGCACGGCCAGAUGAAUUGGAUAAGAAUGCCAUCAAGGGUGCAUAUUCGCCUCGGUCACCUUCCAACUCCAUGAAUUUGAGUAAGCGUCAGCUGGCUGCUGAAGCACGAGAGAUUGAGAAGUUCCUUCGUCACAAGCCUGCGCACUUCCGAAGAGCCUGCGAAGGAUGGGACAUGCAACGUAAACUGGAAGUCGAUUUUGCCAGCGACGAUGCCCAUGGUGCAGGCGAGAACAUCUUUGUACUUGAUUGUGGCCUUGCCGAAGAUCGCCCUGCACACAUUGAACGUUAUACUCGGUCUCUGGUGCCUCAGGAUGCUCAAUCAUCUUCAGUCAUAUUGGCACCUACUCCACCUGCUCCCCCUAUGGCAAAGCAAAUAUCGCUCUUUGGUGCUACGAAUACGGAAACAUUGGAUGUUCAAGAAGAGAAAGCGUCGGGCUCUGCCUCUCCUGCUUCGCUUUCAUCGUCAGAUUUCGUAUCUCAUUUUCACGAAUGGGAGAGUUGUUCAAUGUCAUUGAAAGGCCAAAGCCAUGCUGUUAUUACCAGCGUCUCAAUAGACUGUUCUAAUACGGCAGUUUUGACGCUUGGCGAAGAUCCUCUAUACGCAACUGAGGACGAAAUUCCAGGUCGCCGUUCUCGCUUGUUUGCUGUUGGAACAGACGAUGGCGCUGUGCUUGUCUGGAAUGCUCGUGAGGAUAGCAAGGCCACAGGGAUUAACCCAGUGCGACAAAUUCAGACCGAGUCUCCGGAAGUGUCCUGUGUGGCUCUCUCAGCUAUGUAUGUUGUUCAUGGUGGAAACGACGGCCUUGUUCAAGCAUGGGAUCCCCUAGCAUCGACAUUGGAUCCUGUCCGUACACUCAAUGCGAGGUCCAACGGUCGAGUGCCCCGACAUAUGAUGACAAUGAAUCCCACCCUCGAUGAAUCAACUUAUUCCGCGGUCGGCGCUAUCUAUCUCGAUCCCGACCCCACUGUCCUUCGCGGUGUUGUUUCUUUCGGUGCGUUUUUGAGAUACUGGGCAUACAGCUCUGCCAGUCACGCCUCGGGACGUAAGCGUCGGCUCAGGCACUCUGACGUACAUGGGCGUUUGGUCAGUCGUCGCCAAGGCGGCACGGUUACCGGAUUCAUUGCUGCUGAGGAAGCUGAGAUCAAACGCGAUAAUGAACUAAAGGCCAGGGAACAAAACCGGCUGCGCAAUCGCUUUGGUGUUGGUGCACUUGGGGACUUGACUGAGGAAGAGGCUUUGCGAUACGCACAGAUGGUUUCCGAGGAGGCGUUUCUUUUCGAGGAGCUCCGCCGGACAAGUGACUCUGCUGCUGAUACAAGUCUAGACACUGCCUCGACAUUCAGCGAAACCACUGUUGACACUGUUACUCCUGAGCCCAGCGUCACUGAUAUGAUAACCCCGCCCUCUGCGUCAACAGAUAAUAUUGGCCGAGCGCCCGUCGAGGAUGACUACGAACAGCAAAUUCAGCAGGCCAUCCGACUGUCUCUGAUGGAAGGUGUCAACGAGAACGGCCCAUCGCCCCAGGCGGUAGAUUCGGGUGACUAUGAGUUUUCUCUGACAUACAAGCUGAAGUCCAACAAAAAAGCCAAGGCAUCAGGAAGUGUGUCACCGGGCGUUUCCAAGGCGGGAUCUUCAGGCCAUGCCGAGCCCAGAGACUAUGAUCUGGAACUUGCCUUGAAGCUCAGCAUGGAAGAUCAGGGCUUGUAUUCGAAUGAGCCGGGCGUAGUCGCUCAGUAUGAGGAGUUCCCAACUCUCGAAACUGAAGGCGUAGGUAAAGGCAAAGGUGUGCAGAGAUGGUGA